Callorhinchus milii (elephant shark) is the source of this 1393-nucleotide messenger RNA. RefSeq names its product sulfotransferase 6B1. The coding region runs from base 69 to 944 and encodes 291 amino acids. The transcript has 6 exons. The record is from RefSeq and is a predicted model, not a curated record. Gene Ontology annotation, cellular component: cytoplasm. Gene Ontology annotation, biological process: sulfation. Gene Ontology annotation, molecular function: sulfotransferase activity. NCBI's taxonomy places the organism in Eukaryota, Metazoa, Chordata, Chondrichthyes, Chimaeriformes, Callorhinchidae.
GCCUCUCAUCAUUCAGAGUCUCUUCUCGUUUCCACAGCCUCAGAUCUGAGAGAGAAUCCGACUGCAACAUGCCAUCCCAGUCAGCCCUCGUCCACACCUUUAACGGGAUUCCCUUUUCUACACGCUCAUCAAAAGAGCUUUUACACACCUUGGACUCCUUUGAAGCCAGAGAGGAUGAUGUGCUGUUGGUGUCCUACCCAAAGUCAGGGACUCACUGGCUGGCAGAGAUCCUGAAAAACCUGUACCGCACUCAACAAGGUGCAAAUGGCUGUGGAACAGUGACACUGACCUCUCCCAUUGAGUUUGGAGAUCCUUCCAAAUACGAGGACCUGAGAAAUCUUCCUUCCCCGAGACUGAUCCCCACACACCUGAACUACAAGAUGUUGCCAGUGCAGCUCAAAACCAAGAAAUGCAAGAUGAUCUAUAUCAUCAGAAACCCUAAAGACACCGCUGUUUCCUUGUAUCACUACUACAAAGACAAUCCCAACCUGCCAACCGUUGACAAAUGGACCACCUUUUUGGAAAUGUUCCUGAACGGAGACGUUGUUUGUGGCUCGUGGUGCGAUCACAUUCACAGUUGGGAGGAGCACAAAAAUGAUGACAAUGUUCUCAUUCUGUACUACGAAGCCAUGAAGAAGGAUCCGACCGAGUGCGUUGAGCAGAUCAGCACCUUCCUGGGUGUCAACCUGACUUCUGAGCAAAUUGGCGACAUCACCAGGAAAUCGUCCUUUAAUGAGAUGAAGGAACAGGCGCAGAAGGAAAAGGUCGAUGCCAAUAACACUGUGUGCGCUCUGACAUCCAACAAGAGGCUGAUAUUCCGAAAAGGUACUGUUGGAGAUUGGAAGAACCAUUUCAGCACAAGACAGAAUAAGCUAUUCGAUGAGCAUUUUGGAGUGAGAAUGAAUUUGAGUGAUUUGGCAAAGUCUAUUGAAUAUGAAAGUUAACAUCAAAGGACAGUGUCAAAGUAGAGUUUGAGAAACAUGGUGAAAACUUCUGUUUGCUAUGUUUAAUAAUAAAAAUAAUCCUUACAUUCGAAAUAGCGCCUUAUCACGUCGUUUAAACGUCUCACAGCGCUUCACAGAAUGUACUGUAAAGUGAAUUGACUGUACAUUUGUGGGUAAAACACAGCACUGUCCCACAAACAGUCGUGGAUUGAAUGAUCAAAUGUGUUUUUUGAGAUGUUUACAUUGAUGUAUCCCAGAAAUACCACAUUCAGUUCAUGGUAUGAACUCAGGAAAUGAAAAGAAAUUGUAUCGCAAUUUAAUAGUGUAUUAAAUUCAGAUUUAUUAUGUACUUAGAUUUUUCAUUUGCAGUCACACAUUGAACAAUUUUUUUUGAUACUUCAUAGUUUUGUGAUUGUUACUUAUUUCCUGAAUAAAGAAACGAAAAGCAA